AUGAUCGUGUUCUCGUCGCGCACUGUGCUGCUGUCAGUCUACUACCCGCAGAUCUUCCUCAUCCUGACGAGCGGCAGCUACCUAGCCCUUUCCUCUGUGGUGGCCCUGGGUGCCAACAUCAUCUGCAACAAGAUUCCAGGCCUGGCUCCUCGCCAGCGGGCCAUCUGCCAAAGUCGUCCCGACGCCAUCAUUGUAAUUGGCGAGGGUGCUCAGCUGGGUAUCAAUGAGUGUCAGUACCAGUUCCGCGAUGGCCGCUGGAACUGCUCAGCCCUGGGUGAGCGCACAGUCUUCGGUCAGGAGCUACGAGUAGGCAGCAGGGAGGCUGCAUUCACCUAUGCCAUCACAGCUGCAGGAGUGGCCCAUGCGGUGACAGCAGCAUGUAGCCAAGGCAACAUGAGCCACUGUGGCUGCGACCGUGAAAAUCAAGGUUACAACCAGGAGGAGGGAUGGAAGUGGGGGGGCUGCUCUGCCGACAUCAAGUACGGCAUCGAGUUCUCCAAGAAGUUUGUGGACGCUCGUGAGAUUAAAAAAAAUGCCCGUCGACUUAUGAACCUGCACAACAACGAAGCAGGGAGAAAGGUACUGGAAGAUCGGAUGAAGUUGGAGUGUAAAUGCCAUGGUGUGUCAGGUUCCUGCACCACUAAGACAUGCUGGACCACCCUCCCAAAGUUCAGAGAGAUUGGCUAUGUGCUAAAGGAGAAGUACAAAAAGGCAGUUCACGUGGAGGUGGUACGAGCCAGUAGACUGCGACAGCCAACCUUCCUCAAGGUGAAGAAGACAAUUGGUUACCAAAAACCCUCAGAGACAGAUCUGGUCUACAUCGAGCGUUCUCCUAACUACUGCGAGGAGGACGCCAAGACAGGCAGCGUGGGGACGCAGGGGCGUUUAUGUAACCGAACAUCAACAGACACAGAUGGCUGCGACCUCAUGUGUUGCGGCAGAGGCUACAAUACACACCAGUACACCAAGGUGUGGCAGUGUAACUGCAAGUUUCAGUGGUGCUGCUUUGUCAAAUGUAACACCUGCAGCGAGAGGACGGAAGUGUUCACCUGCAAAUGAACAGGUGUUUACUCAGAGGGAUAAGUCAGCUUGCAGGAGGAUGUCAGUAAUUAUGGGUGAAAAACCCUUCG
Molecule: messenger RNA, 1130 nt
Organism: Trichomycterus rosablanca
Lineage: Eukaryota; Metazoa; Chordata; Actinopteri; Siluriformes; Trichomycteridae
Gene: wnt7bb
Product: wingless-type MMTV integration site family, member 7Bb
Exons: 4
Coding region: 1-1059 (352 amino acids)
Biological process (GO): neuron differentiation; positive regulation of JNK cascade; multicellular organism development
Cellular component (GO): extracellular region
Molecular function (GO): cytokine activity; frizzled binding
Source: RefSeq, a predicted model, not a curated record